AACUCCUGCCUAACCUCUUCAUCUGACAUGUGGGCAGAACUUCAGAUAUAUAUGCUGCCUCUACUAUAUUUCCUAUGGAACUCUUUUCGUCUAUAUAGAUCCUCCGAUAUUCAGAUAUUUAUAUAUCAGAUCCUGUCCGUUUCAAGAUAGCAAGAUUUGUUCUCUGUUCUUGCUAUUUUUGUUGUUCGUCCUGAAGAAGCCUCACGGCGAAACACGUAGACUCACAUGGGACCAAAUCUAUACUUUGUAAUAUCUUGUAUGGUUUUAAUUGUUGAACACUAUAUUAAUCAACUUGUAAACUCUAUCUAAUAUUUAUUUUUGUGUUUUGCUUAUUCUAUUGUGUUCUUGCCUAUAAAGUCUAACCAUUGGUUAACCCUUCUGAGUAUUCACUUAUGUUUUUCACAAAAGAUAAAGAGCCUAAUCCACAAAUACGACAAAAGAUUUCAAGCGGUCAUUGAUGUUAAAGGGGGCAAUACACAGUAUUAAGAACUGGGAUCAGCCUUUGGACUCCACAAUCAUGAGGAAAUUAUUCAAAAAAAUCACCCUUUUCAUGGCAAUAGCAGCUAUGACCUUUCUGAGCAGGUAUGCCCUAAAACAGAAAAGCUUUUACAUCAUGAAUAUCCUAAUAUGGAAUAGCUUACAUCCAAGAACACACUAUGAUCCUGAAAUCUCCCGUCUGAUAGAAAGUGUACCCUCUGCUACUUUCUCUGCAAAAACUGUUCUAAGACAAGGAAAUGGAAUCUUAUUUAUGGAGACCACAGACAGAAUGGAACCACCACCUCUGGUCUUAUGUGCUAUAGAGUCAGCGGCUCGAGUCUACCCUGACAGACCAGUGGUCUUCUUCAUGAAAGGACUGGGGGAUAUCAUGACAGAGGAAGAUGAGAAAAGAACAAGAAAACGUUUUCCAGUUCUCUCCUCUUUUCACAAUAUCUACUUCUUCCCGCUCAAACUGAAUAAGUUAUUUAAUAACACGCCUCUUAUGGAAUGGUUCGAAGAGGUGAACCCAAAGAAGGAACGCUACUGGACUCAUGUUAGCUCAGAUGCCUGUAGGUUUGCUAUGAUGUGGAAAUACGGUGGCAUUUAUAUGGAUUCCGAUAUCAUAUCAAUACGUCCAAUCCCCCAUGAUCAUUUUCUAGCAGCUGAACAUUCCAAAUCCACCAGCAGCAGUGUAUAUGGCCUCUCCCCAUUUCACAACUUGACUUGGCUUUUUAUGGAGGACUUUGCUCAGAACUACAGGGGAGAUCUAUGGGGACACCAAGGACCAAAAUUGUUUACACGUAUUGUGGUAAAAUUGUGUGGUAUGCCAGAAUUUACCACUAUAGAUGAUCUGAUGUGUGUAAAUUUACCCUAUUUACACCCUCGUCGCUUCUAUCCCCUUUCUUAUGAAUCGUGGAAAAAGUAUUUUGAAGUUUGGGAGAAUUUUCCAACAUUUGAUAACUCCUAUGCCUUGCAUCUAUGGAAUUACAUGAAUAAUGAGGGUAAAACUAUGGUACCCGGGAGUAACACACUGGCGGAGCAACUUUUCCAAAAACAAUGCCCUAAUACCUAUAACUAUAUUUUGAAAAAUAAUCUUUAACCAGAUCUACUGAAUCCCUCAUAUGGCUAAAAGCAGAUCAAUAGUGAAAAACUAAAAUAUGCUUUUACUUCUCCCAGGCAAAUGGUAUUUAUUUUCAUUUUGCAACCUGGUUGUCCUGCUGGCAAAAGCUCUGAAAAGGCCGAUAUCUUCAUCUCUUUGAUGGCACUGAAUCUAAGCCCCUGAAAAUGUAGGUUACUGGUUGUCUCCAUGUAGCAACAUCCGUACAAUAUGAGAGAUGAAAUAAGAUUGUACAGUACAGAAUGAUGUUACAAGAGACUGGGGCAAAUUUGAAAGCUUUGUAGGAAGUCAACUGAAUUGGCCAGAAGUUACAGACUUUCUGUUUUAGUACUUGCAUUGGGCUGCAUGAUGGACUUGACAUGAUGACCUAUUAGGCUAGGUUCACAUCUUUGUGUUUGCGGUACAUGCAUUGUUUUAUGCGUUUUUGGGGCAUGUUUUUCACACAUUUUUUAUGUGUUUUCAUGCUUUCCCUCUUUUUUUUGGUAGGAGGAGACUGGUUGUUAGCUACAAAACCCUACCAAAAAUGCAUCAACAAAGCAUUUACAUGCAAUUCAAUUGGUUCAAUUAAGGUCUAUCGAACCAAAAAUGCAUCUUUCUGCGUGUAAAAAAGUCCCUCCACUACUACAGGAAACUGCAAAGAUGUGAACGGGACCCACAGGAAAAAUUGUUAAAUGAAUUGUAGUGCGUUUCUGAAGAUCUACAAAUUCACUAAACACAUAGAUAUGAA
Messenger RNA from Rana temporaria (common frog), 2321 nucleotides. Its product is annotated as alpha-1,4-N-acetylglucosaminyltransferase-like. Bases 458 to 1576 code for a protein of 372 amino acids. The transcript is spliced from 3 exons. Gene Ontology annotation, biological process: protein O-linked glycosylation. Gene Ontology annotation, molecular function: acetylglucosaminyltransferase activity. Lineage: Eukaryota; Metazoa; Chordata; Amphibia; Anura; Ranidae. The record is from RefSeq and is a predicted model, not a curated record.